UGGACCUUGCUGGGACACGGAGCUCUCAGGUUGGCUGUGAAUUAAUGAAAAACCUUUACAUGAAUUAAUUAGCUUUGAGAAGGACCUAUCCUUUGCAUCGUUUAGGCUAACACACAGUCACUUUUUUUAUCGCGCAAAAUCGAUGAAGACAAGACACCAGGAAAUUGGAAACAUUUCGUUAUGUCAAAUAUGGAGCGUUCAUUCUUGGGCUAACCAAUAAUCCAUUUGCUGCUACGGGGGAACACAGUCCACUUUUGUCAGAGAGAUGCCCUGGCUGUUCCUGAGAAUGCUUUGAACUUUAUAAAAGAUUCUUUUAACAUUGUUCCUGGAAGGGCAUCGGAAGAAUACUCCUGGAAUCAUCUGCACACUUUGCGCAUUGCGUAAUUGGCAGGGAAAUAUGCGCUUGUCCGUUAGGAAGGCUACACAUAAUGUUGGGACUAAUCUCUGCUGGAAGGCGUUUAUCGCACCACGUUUGUUGUAAACACAGCAGAAACAAGGAUGAGAGUGUUUAGUAUGCGUGGGAAAGGUCGGCAUCAGAUGCUGCUGGCGCUCUGUUGGCUGUUUUUGGUUCUUAUGAGGAGCGGAGCAGUUUCCAGAUGUGUGGACCAUGCCUGUAGUCCACCAAUUGGGAACCUGGCUAGUGGCAGGACCAUCCUCACCCACUCAAGCUGCUGUGGGAACAGCUCCUUCCCACGCAGCCCUUGCCCCCAUCCUCCUGUAACCCCCCACCUCCUCUGCCCCGAGGACACCCACCCAUCUGCUCACAUGACUGAUGACCCUUUCUUGCAUCCAGAUACCUGGUGGGCAUCAGGUGCAGGCACCACCAUGCAGGAGCAGCAGGAUGAGAUCCGCUUGGACCUUGAAGCACAAUUCUGUCUGUCCCAUGUAGUUUUAGUGUUCAGGUCACCACGGCCUGCUGCCAUGGCCAUUGAGCGUUCAGCUGACUUUGGAAAGACCUGGGAAGCUCUUAAGCUCUUUGCACACAAUUGCAGCAUGGAGUUUGGUUUGCCUGAUGAUUUUACUCAGCCAGGGUCUUUGUGUACAUCCCGUUAUACCAGUGCUACACCCUGCAGUGGGGGGGAGGUAAUAUUACGGACACUAGACCCUAGCAGUGCUAAAACACUGGACCCUUACAGUCCAGAGGCCCUCGCCCGCCUCACACUCACUAACCUCCGCAUCAGACUGCUAAAAGCUCAGACUUGUCCGGCACCUCUAAAUCCACCUGCAGAAUGGACAAGCCCCACGGCCUCAGCUCUGACUUCCACAUCCUCCACAGAAAGCUCAGCCUCCGCACCUUAUGCUAUUUAUACUUUACUGGCCAGAGGGACCUGCCUGUGCCAUGGACAUGCUGAGCAUUGUGUACCAUACAACAGCAGCCAAGACACAAGACAGGACAGUAACAUGGUGUCUGGUAGGUGCCUAUGUACUCACCACACAGCAGGAAAUCACUGUGAGAAGUGUGCCCCGCUCUACAAUGAUCGUCCCUGGAGGCCUGCCAACAGCAACAGUGGGGAGUCCAACCCAUGCCAGAAGUGCCAGUGCCACGGUCACGCAGAUAGCUGUCACUUCUCUCAGCGGGCAUGGCUUUCCUCCGGCGGCACCAGUGGGGGCGUUUGUGAUGACUGCAGACACAACACUGUCGGGCGCAGGUGCCAACGCUGUCGCCACGGCUACCACCACCACCCAUCCCUGCCCCUUAACUCCCCCCACACAUGCACACGCUGCUGGUGUGAUCCACAGGGCUCUUUGCCUCCUCGUCCUGGAGAGGAGAGACCCUGGUGCCACCCUAGAAGCGGGCAGUGCCACUGCAAAUCUGGUGUAGGCGGCACAAGCUGCAGACACUGCCUGCCUGGCUAUUGGGGUUUUGGAGAGGAGGGCUGUAAACCCUGCACUUGCACACACAGCUGUGAUCCAACCACUGGGCAGUGUCUGGACAGUUACUCAAAUAACCAGGUGUUCAAUGUGCCCAUUGGUGGAAAGAUCCCUGAUCUGGAUCACAUGUUCACAGUAGAAGAAGAGGUACAGUGGUCAAAGGAGCUUGCCGUCUCUGCGCUGCAUUACACAGGAAAGUGUAGCUGUAAGCAGAAAAAGCUGAGAAGUGUGUCUGACCUCUGUAAGACCAAACAUGAUUAUGUGAUCAAAGCCAUUGUGCUGUCUGCUCAUGACAAAGGCAGCCACGCAGAAGUGCAGGUCAAAGUUCGCAAGGUCCUUCGAUCAAGCCAAGUGGCUCUCUACUUGGGAACCAUCCGCAUCUAUCCACUGCCGUGGACCAGCCGCGGCUGCACCUGUCCUAUUCUCAACCCAGGUAUGGAGUACCUGCUGGCAGGCCCAGAGGAGGCUGGGACAGGCCGUCUACUGGUCACCAUGCAGAGUGUGGUGGUCCCAUGGACACCCCGACUUGGUCUACUUAUAUCAGAGAGCCUGAGGACUGGAUGCACAUGAACAUAAACCCAAAAAGGCAGGACAGACUUCAGAGGAUUUCUCAAGAAAAUUUGAGUGGAAAAAAAAUCAGAAAAUGGACUGAAAACCGCUGGACAACAUGCUUUAUCACCAGGAGGAAAUUAUCCAAACUCAUGAUCAGUCCAGGUCACAACAUUGAAGAAAGGUACUCACGACGUGUGAGUGUGCAACACAAAAUAAAGACUAAAAUGAAUACCUGGAUUUGUUAAGAUCUGAGUUUAACAAAUCUCUUAUUCAAUGUUUACCUCCUCUUUAUUAGCAAAGAGAAAUGUACAAAAGAUUAAGGUAGUCGUAUAUAGAAAAUAUGUGACGGGGCAAAGUUCUUUGAAUUUCAGAUGGUUUCUAAAAUAUUUAUUACUUCUUUCAUAAAUAGUAAGUAUAAUACAUUUUGAAAGCCAAAUAUAAUUUGGAUUCAAUAAAAUGCUAUGAAACUAUCAUUACUAAUAAACAGGCAAUAUAACAAA
Perca fluviatilis (European perch) is the source of this 2924-nucleotide messenger RNA. RefSeq names its product netrin-4. Lineage: Eukaryota; Metazoa; Chordata; Actinopteri; Perciformes; Percidae. The transcript has 10 exons. Gene Ontology annotation, molecular function: protein binding. Gene Ontology annotation, cellular component: laminin trimer. Gene Ontology annotation, biological process: basement membrane assembly; cell migration; substrate adhesion-dependent cell spreading. The record is from RefSeq and is a predicted model, not a curated record. The coding region runs from base 499 to 2442 and encodes 647 amino acids.